AUGUCGUCAAGCGGCAACGAUCUGGUUCGCCAGCAUACUCACGACAUCGAACUCGGUGUCUCGGACGUGCUUCAACGCCAUAUCACUCGUCAUGUCGUUCCGGCCAAACCCGUUUCCCAGCGCAGGCUGGACUUUGAGCACAAACGGCCCAGAAUCCUGCGUGAGAUGAUGGCCGAAGCCACCGGCGUCUUCUUCUACGUGUUCCCCGGAAUCGCCUCGGUGGCUUCAUUCACAUUAGCCACCACGAACCCCGUAGCAGCAGAGAUCGGAGUCACCAUCUUCGGCAAUCUCUUCCAGAUCGGAUGGGCUUUCGCCAUUGGUAUCGCGUUUGCAAUCAUCACAUGUGCCCCUGUGUCUGGCGGUCAUUUCAACCCGGCAAUUACCAUCUGUUUCGCAAUCUGGGAAGGAUUCCCCUGGAGAAAAGUGCCGCAUUAUAUCUUUUCACAAAUCUUUGGUGCCUUUUUGGCCGGCCUAAUGCUCAUGGCAUGCUACUGGCCCGAAAUCCAGGCAGCCAAGGCUCUCGACAUCAAGAACCACGGCACAGCAGUCUACAACGGUGGCGUGGCCAGUAUACUUUGCGCGUUUCCCAACACGAACCAGACCAACCAAGGAUACUUGUUCUUCCAGGAAUUCUUUGUGGACAGCUACAUCGGCAUUGUCAUCUGGGCGUGCUUGGACAGAGCCAACCCAUUCGUCAGUCCUGUCUCUGUGCCUUUUACCAUCGGUAUCGCCUACGCCUGUAUGGUCUGGGGCUUUGCGGGAAACACUCUCUCGACCAACUUGGCUAGGGAUCUGGGUACUCGAAUCGUGGCCGCCAUUUUCUUUGGCAAGGAGGCCUUCACGUAUUCGAGCAGUUAUUCGUGGAUUUCGAUUCUGGUCAACGUCCCUGCUACUAUUUUCGCUACGGGGUACUAUGAAUUGCUUAUCAGGGACAGUCUCCAGAAGAUCCAUGCCGGUCAUGCUGAGCAUAAGGACGGCGAGGAGGGUUUGCAGAGACAUAUUUCCAAAGUCACGGGUGUUGAUGUCCAGAAUCAGGCUUGGGAUUCCAACCGUGGGGUCAUGAAUUCUGCUAAUGGGGUCAAUGCGGCUAAUGGGGUUCAUGAGAAGCAGUACUAG
This is a messenger RNA of Exophiala dermatitidis NIH/UT8656, 1116 nucleotides long. RefSeq names its product aquaglyceroporin like protein. Gene Ontology annotation, biological process: glycerol transmembrane transport; water transport. The record is from RefSeq and is a predicted model, not a curated record. Lineage: Eukaryota; Fungi; Ascomycota; Eurotiomycetes; Chaetothyriales; Herpotrichiellaceae. Gene Ontology annotation, cellular component: plasma membrane. The coding region runs from base 1 to 1116 and encodes 371 amino acids. Gene Ontology annotation, molecular function: water channel activity; glycerol channel activity. The transcript has 2 exons.